This is a messenger RNA of Glycine soja, 1080 nucleotides long. RefSeq lists its product as uncharacterized. The coding region runs from base 117 to 971 and encodes 284 amino acids. The transcript is spliced from 6 exons. NCBI's taxonomy places the organism in Eukaryota, Viridiplantae, Streptophyta, Magnoliopsida, Fabales, Fabaceae. The record is from RefSeq and is a predicted model, not a curated record.
AUCUCAAGAUUUAAUCCUUAGUCUGAACUCUCGGAGAAGUGCUUGGAAGAAAUAGACAACUUCAUCACUUGCGUUGAUAAUAAGGUUGAUGCAUAAUACAGAAUCAUACACACAAUAUGGGACCGAAGGACAAUGUUGCAGAUAGCGAUCAACUAAAAUUUCAGAUACGAGAAAAAGUGAUUGAACGGGCAAGGAUGGUUUUUAGGCUGAAUGAUUUGGAGAACUACAAUCUUUAUAGACGCAAUUAUGGUAUUGCUAGGAAAAUGGACAUCCUGAGGCAUUUGCAUCUGGCACUAGACAAUUUCUCUUGUGCAAAUAAACCACAUAAAGGGAGAGCUAUCAAGUCAUGCACAACAGAAGAGCUAGACAAUAAGAAGUUGAAUUAUAUGAUGCUACAUGGGACUAGAAACUUGAUUGAGGAAAAGAAGCUAUUAAGAAAUAAAAAUAUGUGCCACAAGACAGAUGAUGCUUCAAGUUCACGUCUUCUAGAGCUCAUGAAGAAUGUACAGAUGAAAUAUAGUUCUUACAAUCAUCACUGUAAACAAAAAAAUUGUGAUAAACUCCAUAAAGAAAUCAAACGUUUUGAAGUGACAAGGAAAAAGUCAGCACAAUUAAAGCAAGGCAUCAGAAAUCAUGUGAAGAUUAUGAGUGAUGAGUUGAUGGAGAUGAGGAAGAAAAAGCAUGCACUUGAGACCAAAAUUAAGCAUGUUAAUAGAGAAAUAGAGGUCAUAAAUGAAGAAAUUAUAAGGUCCUUUCAGAAGCACUUGAAAGGUAGAUUUUGCAGAAAUGAUGCAUAUCUUUUUAUGCUUCAGGAGAUGAAAAAUAAAGGAUACUGGGUCCUCAAUUCUAUUGACUUGGGAUAUGAUCAGGCCUUUGGCUUUCGUGACAUCUAUUCGAAGAAGUUUUUAUGUUAUAAUAUAAGCACUUUGAAUGACGAUGACCUGUCUUGUAAUAAAGACUUCUCCAAAUAGGUGUCAGAAAUAUGAAGUUAUCGAUAGGUUUUCCGAAACUCUGUAUGUUAUAAUAUAUUUUUGAAAUAUCAUAUUAUACAAUUUAUACAAAAUUAUUUUUUUCUCUCUA